AUGUCGAUGGAUCUGGAUGCCCCCGUUCCCAUGUCGGGAAUGCAGCAGCAGGACCAACCCGUCACUGCAACUAUUCUCUGCUGCAACUGCGGUGCUCCUAUUGAUGGAACUACUGCUGCUGGUGCACUCUGCCAAGACUGUGUUCGCCUCUCGGUCGAUGUCUCGCAAGGCGUGCAACGUGAAUCGACGCUGCAUUUCUGCAGGGAUUGCGAGCGAUGGCUACAACCCCCUAACAGCUGGCUUGUCGCCGCUCCCGAAUCGAAAGAACUCCUAGCGAUCUGUUUGCGCCGCCUUCGUGGCCUAUCGAAAGUCCGAAUUAUCGAUGCCAGCUUCAUUUGGACUGAACCUCACUCUCGCCGUGUCAAGGUCAAGCUCACAAUCCAACAAGAGGCUUUCCAGGGUACCAUCAUUCAACAGUCCUUCGAGGUUGAGUAUGUGGUUGCCACGCAGCAGUGCCCCGACUGUCAGAAGAGUUUCACCCACCAUGCCUGGCGCGCGUCGAUCCAACUCCGACAGAAGGUCCCUCACAAGCGUACCUUCUUGUACCUCGAACAGCUCAUUCUGAAGCACGGCGCACACAAGGAUACUGUCAACAUUAAAGAGGCAAAGGAUGGUCUGGACUUCUACUUCGCUAAGCGUAACGAAGCCGAGCGCAUGGUUGAGUUUCUGUGUAGUGUGGCUCCAUGCAAGGUCACCAAAUCGCACGAGUUGAUUAGUAUGGAUAUCCAUACAAGUGUUGCUCAGUAUAAGCACUCCUUCUCAAUCGAACUCAUCCCCAUCUGCAAGGAUGAUUUGGUUGCACUCCCUAUCAAGCUUGCCCGUCAGCUUGGAAACAUUUCUCCUUUGGCCCUUUGCCACCGCGUCGGCAGCUCUGUCAACCUCAUCGACCCCCAGACACUCCAGACAUGUGACGUUCCCACGGCUGUGUACUGGCGCUCUCCGUUCAAGAGUCUCGCCGAUGUUACCGAGCUGAAGGAGUUUAUGGUGCUGGAUAUUGAGCCUGUCGGUCAGACAAACGGUCGUUUCUACCUGGCCGAGGCCACUGUUGCUCGUGCCUCGGAUCUUGGAUCUAAUGACACCACCUAUUUCACACGAACCCACCUUGGCGGCGUCUUGCACGUCGGAGACUCAGUCCUCGGAUACCACCUGACCAAUACCAUCUUCAACGACGAUAACUACGAUGCGAUCGAAGCUAGCAGUCAAUACGGCUCCACUAUUCCAGAUGUUGUCUUGGUUAAGAAGCACUACGCACGCAAGAAGAAACCCAAGAACCGCGCCUGGCGCCUCAAGCGCAUGGCCCGCGAGUAUGAAGAAGAGGCUGCUGCUGCUGCUGCCAGUUCUGCUGCCCCCACUCGCGCCCAGAAGCAAGAUGCCGAUCGCCUCGAAGCCGACUUCGAGAUGUUCUUGCGUGAUGUUGAAGAGGAUCAGGAGCUCCGACAGACCCUGGAUCUUUACAAGACUCGUAAGCAGGCUGAUGCCAUGGAGGAGGAUAGCGGCAGCGAAGACGAGGCUCCGAAGAUCAACAUGGAAGAGCUGCUUGAUGAUUUUGAUGAGUUGAACAUGGGUGGUGACGAAUGA
Messenger RNA from Penicillium argentinense, 1578 nucleotides. RefSeq names its product ribosome-binding protein NMD3. Gene Ontology annotation, cellular component: cytoplasm; nucleus. Gene Ontology annotation, biological process: ribosomal large subunit export from nucleus. The transcript has 3 exons. The coding region runs from base 1 to 1578 and encodes 525 amino acids. The record is from RefSeq and is a predicted model, not a curated record. Gene Ontology annotation, molecular function: ribosomal large subunit binding. Lineage: Eukaryota; Fungi; Ascomycota; Eurotiomycetes; Eurotiales; Aspergillaceae.